AGCGGCGCGGCGAAGCCUGGCGGGCUGGAUGCGAGCGGCGGACGGGCGGGAGGGAGCCGCGCUCGGACCAUGAGGCUCCGACUGUGGCUGGUCCCUGCGCUGGUGCUGCUGUGGGGGCCGGGCGGGCUGGAGGCGCUCGGGCGCCCGCCGCGCAGUCAGCACUACGAUACAGUUGAAUCCAUGCUUUCAGACUAUGAUAUCCUUUCUCAGUCUAGUAUCCAGCAACACUCACUGAAGAAGAGGGACCUCCAGCCUGAGACACAUGUAGAGAGACUCUUAAGUUUUUCAGCCCUGCAAAGGCACUUUAAAUUAUACUUAACUGCAACUGCUGAACACUUUUCAGAGAAAUUUCAAGCAUUAAUUGUGGAUGGUGAAGGCAAGGAGAAGAAGUAUCGUGUUCAAUGGCAAGACUUUUUCACUGGACAUGUUGUUGGGGAGCAUAACUCCAAGGUCGUGGCACAUAUUGGGGAUGAAGACUUUACUGUAAGAAUCAAUACUGAUGGAGAAGAAUACAACAUAGAGCCACUCUGGAGAUUUGUAGAUAAUGUGCAAGAUGACAGACUGCUGGUCUACAGAUCUGAAGAUAUUAAAGAUUUCUCACGAUUGCAGUCUCCCAAAGUGUGUGGUUAUUUAAAGCUGGAUGAAGAAGAACUGUUGCCAAAAGGACUAGAAGAUAGCAAGCAAAGUGAAGCAAGCAUCCAUCGGGAGAAAAGAGCCGUUUCCGAGAACUCAAAGAACACGUGCAAGAUGUUGGUAGUAGCAGAUCAUCGCUUUUUUAAGUAUAUGGGCCGUGGGGAAGAGAGUACUACUAUAAACUAUUUAAUUGAAUUGAUAGACAGAGUAGAUGACAUCUACCGAAAUACUUCCUGGGACAACGGGGCCUUCAACGGGUACGGCAUACAGAUAGAGCAGAUUAUCAUCCACAAUGAACCAAAUCAUGUAAAACCUGGAGAUAAGCAUUACAACAUGGCAAAAAGUCAUCCAGAUGAUAAGAAAGAUGCCUGGGAUGUGAAAAUGCUGCUUGAGCAAUUUAGCUUUGAUAUUGCUGAAAAGGCAGCUCACGUGUGCCUUGCUCAUCUCUUUACAUAUCAAGAUUUUGAUAUGGGAACACUUGGAUUAGCUUAUGUUGGCUCUCCCAGACCUAACAGCCAUGGUGGCAUUUGUCCAAAAGCUUAUUAUAGUCAAAUUGCCAAGAAAGACAUCUAUUUGAACAGUGGCUUAACCAGCACCAAGAACUAUGGGAAAACUAUCCUCACAAAGGAGGCAGACCUGGUAACAACUCAUGAACUGGGACAUAACUUUGGAGCAGAGCAUGAUCCGGACAGUCUGCCAGAAUGUGCCCCAACUGAAGACCAGGGAGGGAAAUAUGUUAUGUAUCCAAUUGCUGUCAGUGGAGAUCAUGAAAACAAUAAGAUGUUCUCAAGCUGCAGCAAAAAAUCCAUCCAUAGGACCAUAGAGAUCAAGGCCCAGGAGUGCUUCAAAGAGCGCAACAACAAAGUGUGUGGGAACUCCAGGGUGGAUGAAGGGGAGGAAUGCGAUCCUGGCCUCUUGUACCAGCAGGCUGAUCCCUGCUGCUCCGCAGACUGCAAACUGAAAGAUGGUGCCAAGUGCAGUGAUCGGAACAGCCCCUGCUGCAAAGGCUGCCAAUUUGAAAGUGCACAGAAAAAAUGCCAAGAAGCCAUAAAUGCUACUUGUAAAGGAGAGUCUUUUUGCACUGGGAACAGCAGUGAGUGCCCUCCUCCAGGAAAUGCUCCAGAUGACACAGUUUGCGUGGACAUGGGGAAGUGCAAGGAUGGGGAGUGUGUCCCUUUCUGUGAGAGGGAGAAGAAUCUACGGUCAUGUGCGUGUAAUGAAACUGAUAACUCCUGCAAGGUGUGCUGCCGGGACGAGCAGGACAGGUGUAUACCGUAUGUCGACGCUAACAACCAGUUCCUGUUCCUGCGCAAGGGAAAGCCCUGUACUGUGGGCUUCUGUGAUACAAAUGGCAAAUGUGAGAAGCAAGUACAGGAUGUGAUUGAACGAUUUUGGGAUUUCAUAGACCAACUUAGCAUCAAUACUUUUGGAAAGUUCCUAGCGGAUAAUAUAGUGGGUUCUGUGCUCGUCUUCUCCUUACUUUUUUGGAUUCCCCUCAGCAUCCUUGUGCACUGCGUGGACAAGAAAUUGGACAGACAGUACGAGGAGAACACAAAGUCUCUGUUUUGCCCCAGUAACGUGGAGAUGCUCAGCAGCCUGGACUCGGCGUCUGUGCGAAUAGUCAAGCCCUUCCCUGCAGCGCAGUCAACAAGCCGGCACCAGCCGCUGCAGCCUGUCACCACAGCACCCACAGUGGCUGCGGCACCGAAACAGGACCACCAAAGAAUGGACACUAUUCAGGAAGACCCCAGCACUGACUCCCACAUUGACGAAGAUGGGUUUGAGAAGGACCCUUUCCCAAAUAGCAGCUCGGCUGCCAAAUCUUUUGAGGACUUGACGGACCAUCCCGUCACUAGGAGUGAGAAAGCUUCGUCUUUCAAGCUCCAGCGCCAGAACCGAGUGGACAGCAAAGAAACAGAAUGCUAGAGUCUUGCUGCCUUCUGAAUAUGACUUGUGUGUGCAAAAUAAGUUCAUUUGGAUCUAAAACCAUUUCAUUUAUAUAAAUACAAGUGUAUAUAUAUUUUUGUGAGGGAGCGGGAGAAAUAAGGAAGUGACCUACUGCAGAUGCUGGUCAUGUGUAUGACCUUCCUUAAAUUAUGUUUACUAGAGCAUUAUAUCAUUUAAAAACAAAAAUCCAAACUAAAACUAGCUUGUUUUUGAAGCUUUUGGAUUUGUUUUUUCUAUCUUCUUGACCUUUAACAUUUCCUUCAACCUGUGGUGCAAAACAGAAUAUCCUUCUGGAUGUUGGAUUGUGUAUAUCAGCCUUUUUUUUAUAAUUUAAUGUUUUGUAGUCUGACUGCACUGAUAGAAAAGUCAUGGUCUUUUUAAACAAAAUGAAACACUGCAGUAUGUUCAGCUUAGAGUAGGUCAUUUAGCAGUUUAAAAUACAUGUAAGCAAAUGUUACAGAUACUGAAAAUAAAAUGAGAUUAAUGAAACAGGUUAAAAAAUAGUAACAUAUAAUGAAGACACAUAAUCAGAAUCAAGGAAUCAAGAGUCACACAGAGGCCGUAAAACCUAACGCAAUGAAUGGAAAUGCUCCUUGAAUUUAACCUUUUUGCCUCUAGCUGUGAGGAGUUGUUUAGCUUUUGUGUUUUCAUUGCAGAGAAAUGCUGCAGUUAGGAGUUUUCCCACUCUGCAGUAAGAGGGUCACGUGCUGCAGGAGUCUGGCAGGAGAAAGAGAAGUUUAAGUUGAGAAGACAUUUUUGUAGAUGAGGACUGUUUUAACUAACUGUUUACAGUGGUUGUUUCAGUGCAGAAAUGUUUCUUUAAAUGUUAUUUUUAAGUAGGUAAUACUACUCUUGAGAUGUUCAGUUUGCAGGGUCUCUGUGACUUUUGGAAGCUCCUACUGCAUUUAAAUAAUGGCAAAAAUAUUGCACUCCAUUGCAGGGAGGGCUUGUUAUUUAAAAACAAUGGUAAAUUCAAUUCAAAAUAAAUAAAGCUUUGCAAAACUUAGAGGGUAAGUACAAGGAAGACGCUUCUUCAAUUCAAGUUUCUGCACAGUAAAUAUAAUGUUAAAAGUUUGCAGCUUUAACAGUCUCCUCUAAUUUGAUAUACAUGCAUAUAAAUUUGAAGCUCUGUAAAGUAUAAUGGCUGGGAAUGGUACACGAAAGCUGUUUCAGCCUAGCAACAGAUGGACUGACAGAAUACUCACAGAGCGACAAUUUUGAUAGUGAAGACUGACCUUCAUUCUGCAUCCGUUUCCUCCCAUAAUCAUGUAUAAACAAAACUGACAUAAAACUUAGAACAACAGUAGAACCUUUUAACUUUUAGAAACAAGUCUGUGCUCAGUCACCAAGGAACCCUAUCUAUGGAAAACCUUUGUAUUUUUAAAUGUGAGAGAAAGUAACCAAACAUGUGACGAAAGAAUCGUGCAAGACCCCUUCCCCCAUCUCCCCACCCAAGGAUAUUUGUUACACUAAUACUUGAACGUGUGCCUUAUGGUAUUCCUAUCUGACUAUCUGACUAGUUAUUGUAUUUUAUAUACUGGUUUUGGUUUUUUUUUUUUUUUUUUUUUUUUUUUUUUUUUUUUUUUUUUGAUUCAGUGGAAAGUAAAUGUGUGAGAGGAGUU
This is a messenger RNA of Rhea pennata, 4202 nucleotides long. RefSeq names its product ADAM metallopeptidase domain 17 (gene ADAM17). Lineage: Eukaryota; Metazoa; Chordata; Aves; Rheiformes; Rheidae. Bases 70 to 2559 code for a protein of 829 amino acids. Gene Ontology annotation, molecular function: metalloendopeptidase activity. Gene Ontology annotation, biological process: Notch signaling pathway; membrane protein ectodomain proteolysis. The record is from RefSeq and is a predicted model, not a curated record. Gene Ontology annotation, cellular component: plasma membrane. The transcript is spliced from 19 exons.